AUGGACAAAGUGGAUUCAAAUGACCAACCACGCGUGAAGACUAGCAAGCAGCCAGUUGAGCUGACCAUCGAUGCGUUUAUCUGGAAAAAACAACUGCAGAAAAAAGCAGCGGACGCCAAGGACCGGAAGGAGUUCGAACGCAGAAAUCGAGCAGGGGCAGACUCCACAGGAGCAGGGGGCAGACCUGGUAUCAGGAGUCACCUAAAUAACGACAACUCUGACGACGAGAUGCUUCUGUCGUCGUGGUCCAAUGCUCCGCGACACGAAGACAGCGACCCGAAAAUGGAUAAUCAUGCGUCAAUUUCUCACCAUGGAAAAGGGACAAAGGGCACUGGUGAAAAAGGGC
This is a messenger RNA of Amoebophrya sp. A120, 346 nucleotides long. The record is from the annotation of a GenBank genome assembly. NCBI's taxonomy places the organism in Eukaryota, Dinophyceae, Syndiniales, Amoebophryaceae.